AUUUCGAUAACCGACCUGAGAACUCUACCGACAAGCUUUGAUGAAAUUAGAGCCAAGUCGGUUCAAUUACACAAACCGAGCUGUUCCAUAUCUGUAAGAAAAGAACGAGUAGUGUCCGUGUUUGGGAAUUGGCCGAACGAUCCAAACGGGGAGAAUCUUCUUCACCCGUUUGCUUUUUCAAUUCGGGGUUUUUGGAGGAAGCAUAGAAGGAAGAUUCUUGUGACGGCUGGUUGUUUGGGAAGUGGGUAUUUGCUCUACAGAGUAUACAAUUCCCAUACGCGUAGGCUUGCUGAUUUGAAACGAGAACUCGCCAAGGAGCGUGAAAAUGACGAAAUCAUCAAAAACCAAAUGAAAACCCAUUUCGAGAAUAUUCAGAUGAUCGUGGACUCGACCACACUGCCUCACGCGAUGCAGUGUUUGAGUGUCCGCUUGAACGAGGAGAUUGAUGUCUCUAAUGUUAUGGAGAGACUUAACAGAGGGAAAGGAAUGUUGAGUCCCUCUGAGAAGCUUCAGCUAUGGGACGAGCUCAAGAUUUUGAGUUUCACGAGGAUGGUUCUGUCUCUGUGGUCCGUCACAAUGCUUAGCUUGUACAUUAGGGUUCAAGUCAACAUUUUGGGCAGACAUUUGUAUGUUGACACCGCACGAGCUCUUGGCAGCUCCCAUUUACUUGAAGAGUUAGAUCUCAUUGAUAGAGAUGAUGAACAAAAGUUUUUGUCAAGUGCUGAUUUUCUCGUGACCAAUGCAAUGCCGAGUUUGAUUUCAGAUAUGCAGGCUGCGGUCAGGGAAGUUCUUAAAGGAAAGCAGUUAAAGGAUGUUAUUACCACGAGAGUUCUUCAAGAAACCGUGAUACGGAUUAUGGAUGUGUUCAUGAGCAGUGGAAGUCCACAUCACUGGGUUGAUUAUUUAAUGAUGGUGUCUCAUGACACAAAUCUUUCAAGAAGCACAAGUGUCUCCUCCUCUGAUGAAACUGUGAGCAAGUUUCAUCAACUUAUGGUCGAAACCCGAGAAGUACUCAUUAGCAAUGAAUUCACAGAUAUAGUGGAGAUCUCGCUCAAGUGUUUCACGGAUGCGUUGGUCGAGGAAAUGGAAACGCAGACCGUAACCGGCGGUUUAGCUACCGGGAUGCCACUGGCAAAGGUGUUACCACAGAUUGAGAAGACAAUACAUGUGAUUACAGCUGAACCGAGCAAGAACCGGUUCUUAAAACUCAUCAGAGAUCUGUCUGAAGUUCAACUCUUUUUCACUCUUUUGUACGCCAAUAUGCCGCAGUUGUCGGGAAAAAUGUACAUUCAGAUGACAGACGGAUCUCCUCCGCCGCCGGAGCAAACUUCGUUUGACCAUCGGAUUGAAGAGAUUGAGAGACAGAAAGAGAUCGACGAUUGGCUUCCGAUAACUUCGUCGAGAAACGCGAAAUGGUGGUACUCCACGUUUCACAAUGUGACCGCCAUGGUUGGAGCCGGCGUCCUUGGUCUCCCUUACUCCAUGGCUCAGCUCGGAUGGGGUCCGGGCGUGACAAUACUGAUACUAUCAUGGAUAAUAACACUCUACACGUUGUGGCAAAUGGUGGAGAUGCACGAGAUGGUUCCUGGAAGACGCUUUGACCGUUACCACGAACUUGGCCAGUUCGCAUUCGGCGAACGUAUUGGUCUCUAUAUCAUCGUCCCUCAGCAAAUCAUUGUCGAAGUUGGAGUAUGCAUAGUUUAUAUGGUUACAGGAGGACAAUCGUUGAAGAAGUUUCAUGAACUCGUCUGUCAAGAUUGCUCACCGAUCAGACUUACUUUCUUCGUAAUGAUAUUUGCUUCUUCUCAUUUCGUUUUGUCUCAUCUCCCAAACCUCAACUCUAUCUCUCUUGUUUCUCUCGUCGCCGCCGUCAUGUCUCUUAGUUAUUCGACAAUCGCUUGGACCGCUACAGCUGCGAAGGGCGUUCAGGAAGAUGUUCAGUACGGCUACAAAGCCGGCACAACCGAAGCGAAGGUUUUAAACUUUUUCACGGGACUUGGGGGCAUUGCGUUUGCUUACGCAGGUCACAAUGUGGUGCUUGAGAUCCAAGCAACAAUACCUUCUACACCAAGUAACCCUUCAAAAGGUCCCAUGUGGAAAGGAGUCGUGGUGGCUUACGUGGUCGUGGCCUUGUGUUAUUUCCCCGUUGCUUUGGUUGGGUACGGUGUUUUCGGAAACGCUGUCUCGGAUAACGUUUUGAUAUCGCUCAAAACACCGGUUUGGGCCAUCGCAUUGGCUAACUUGUUCGUGGUUAUGCAUGUCAUUGGCAGUUACCAGAUAUUCGCAAUGCCGGUUUUCGACAUGUUGGAGACAUUUCUGGUUAAGAAAAUGAAUUUCAAACCUUCUACGAUUCUUCGUUUCAUCGUACGGAAUGUGUAUGUUGCUUUAACGAUGUUCAUCGCGAUCAUGAUACCCUUUUUUGGCGGCCUUCUUGCGUUCUUUGGAGGAUUUGCGUUUGCUCCGACAACUUAUUUUCUUCCUUGCAUAAUGUGGCUGAUAAUCUAUAAACCAAAGAGGUUUGGCUUGUCGUGGUGGACAAAUUGGGUAUGCAUAGUGCUUGGGGUUAGUUUGAUGAUCGUUUCAUCUAUAGGAGGAUUAAGGCAAAUCAUCCUUCAAUCCAAAGAUUACCCUAUAAAU
This is a messenger RNA of Thlaspi arvense, 2637 nucleotides long. Lineage: Eukaryota; Viridiplantae; Streptophyta; Magnoliopsida; Brassicales; Brassicaceae. The record is from the annotation of a GenBank genome assembly.